AGCUCUCUCGUUUCUCUUGUUUAACUUGUUUUACUGGAUACGAUACAUCUACGUACCACAGUGGAGUGCCCACGCGUUACCCCCCCCCCCCAAAAAAAAAAACUUAUACAACGGUAAUAGAAAACAGUUUGCUUCAAAAAAAAAGGAACUUUGACGUGGUUUGCUUUGCUUUUCUUUCUGUUUGUGUAUGUUUCUUAGCCGGUCCCUCAUCGAACUACAGAGGCAGAGAGAGCCAGAGAGAGUGUGCGUGUGUGUGGCGAUAGAACGCCACGUACAGUAUACAACCGCCCUACGGGAAACAACGGGCACACGUUUAUAUUCUAAUAAAUAAUAGCGAUCAACAUUGCGCAAUGGAGGCGGGGCAGUUUGCCGUGCACGUGCUGAAAUGCCCGUUCGGCGUGCGUGGGGUGCAGUUCACAUCCGACGUGAACGAGUCCCCUUCCGCAACUUCGCUGUCUUUCAACGAUCACUAUGCAUACGUGUCAAGGGAAGCAGAGACGAACACCGCCGCUCCUCGAAGCUACGCAGUAGGCGGCACACGCGGCAUUCAGCAGCUGGUCGCCACCACACGCGGCGUACAAAAGGCACCGGAAAGCAUGAUUGCCGGGAAACUCAAUUCGACGAACGCCGCUAAGACGCAGCCCACAUCUUUUCGGGGCGCUCUUCCCGACGUCUUUUCCAUUCACGACAAGGGACGCCUCUUGCUGUGGAACAGUCAAACCGGAGCCCUUGCUGCCUCGUACGCCUUCAACCCAGCCUUCACGGUGAACCAGUGCGUCGUGACACCCACCUGCGUGUACACAACGCUGGAGGGCUCCCCUGCCACCGCCGGCGCGGAGGAUGAGACGUGCGUGUACGCAUGGGAUCGGCUCACGCUGCAGCCGGUCACGGUGUUGCGGGGGCACGAAGCUCGUCUGACGGCACUGGCGGUGGCACCCGCCAACAUCGAAAAUGUGGUCACAACGGAUGUUUUGUUGGCAACAGCUAGCCUGGAUGGCACGGUACGCCUGUGGAGGCACCACUACGAUCCUGAGGAAAGCGCAACCCCCGAUGCGCAAGCCAAGCCAGCAAGUGUGAACCCUGUCAAGACUCUCGCGGUGCUCCCCGCCACGGAGCUCGGCGUCGUUCUCGGUCUGAGCUUCAUCGCCACCGAUGUUCUCGUCGCGGCGUGCAGCAAGUGUGUGCUAGCGUUCGUGCGUCUCUCCAGCGUGGUAGGAAAAGAGGGCUGGAGCAGUGGCUUGACGAACGGACGCGCGCCAAGCCGCGACAGCGAGUUGAGGUGGCAGCUGGUGCGCUCUUCUGUCGACCCCGACGGCAGCACGACUACCCUCCACGUGUGCGCCCCAAGCGCGAUCGAGAGCCACAAAACAUCGAAUCGAAAAACCAGCAAUGCGCCUGCUGCGCCCACAGCGGCGAUGCCCUCGCCACCUCUGCAGGACGUGCGGAGGAGGAAGAACAUCUUGACGGGCAGUACCAGCGGCUAUCUGCAGGAGUGGGUGAUCGAGUUGGGCGAGGGAGACGGUCAGCCGCGACCACUACUUUCGCCGACGGCGGACGAAGAGGACACGCCUCCGUCGCCUACCGCGGCCGCCUCAGCUGCCCGGGCCACCGUGCGUGGCCGGUGGCACAACAAGGCGCACGCCGCCACUAUCGACUGCAUCGUGACGGAUGACGACAUCGUGGUGAGCACCAGCAUCUUCGACGGCGCUCGGCUGUACCACCGCCGCACCGGGGCCACCUGCGUGAUCACGACGGUCGCCGUUGUGCUGGUACUUGCCCCGCAGCUGAAGCAGUUCAUCUGGGGCUCCGUGGACGGCUCCGUCACUGUGGCGAACUACGCUCUUUUCGCGUCGGGCACCGAACGGGAACUGCAGCUGCUAUGGACGGUGAAGCCACACGCGGCGGCCAUACGAGGCGUGUGUCUGUCCUUGACGGCGGAGCUCCAGUGGAAGGCGCUCUGCAUCGGGGCGGCGGACGGCUCCGUGUCGGUGUGGCGUCCCGCAAGCCCCGCCGCACCUUCCGGGGGCGUCGCGAAACAGCAUCGGGGAGUAGCACCUGUGUUGAGUUGCGUGAUGGACACGUACGUCGCUGAUGGCGCCGCUGCUGUCGUCAUGACUGUGGUUGGGUUGAGGAGAGAAGAGAGUGGGUAUGCCCUCGCGGUGGCAGAGAUGCCCACCGACAACGCUGCUAUCAGCUCUGUGAAUGUGCUGCCGCUGCCCGCGGCGCAAAAGGCAGCUGAUAUCACGUGUGCGCGGCUGUGCUGCAGCGCGGAAACGCAGCGCAAGCUUUGCUUAUUUGUGGGCACACGUAGCGGGCUGCUCCUACACUCCGUCAAGGAAGGGCCUCCGCGCAAUCAGUGGCGUGCACUGGGGUUGUGCAAGUGGACGGCGACCAACGCAACUCAUCCCGCCAGCAUCACCGCCAUCUCGCCUUUGCGGGUUGUGCCCCCUCACGGAGCUGUGAUUGCCGUGACGUCGCAGGGAAACGUAGGCACGUCUCUCGAGAUGCAGCGUGUUCUCAUCUCUGUUCUUCGUACACACCCGGGGAAGGGUGCUGUGGUGGUGGACGAGAUUCCUCGUUGGGAAGCCUUUGUGGAUGUGCCUACGCCGUCGCAGGGAAGCCUUGUUUCCUCUGAGUUGAGCAUCAACGACGAGCAGCCGCAAGUGACUGUCGCGUGGAUGAAGCCGGCCGACACGACCACCGCCGCUGAAGCUCCGGCGAGUAACGGACUUGUCGUGCGCGAUAAGCGUGGCCUGCUCGUUCGCUGUCGUUUCGGGUCGAGUGCCACCUCGGUGGAGAAAAAGAAGGACGCAGAGCACACGUGGGCGGCACCGGAGGUGUUCCUUAAACCAUCUGGUGCCUUCGAACGCAACUUCCUGGGCGUAGCACCAACCCUGGACCCGACGAAUACUGAAGUGGUUGUGACGGAAAGCGGCGAGUCGGACCUUCUCUGCGUGGAUUUCGCGACGGGUUGCAAGCAUGUGUUGAUGAAAGCCCCCGUGCGGCAUACCGACCUGGGCAGCGUCAUCUGCGAUGCCGGCACCAACGUCGUGCGCUUCGCUGCGGCGCGCAUCAGCGGCAGUGCCGCCUCGGCGUUGACACAGGUGGCCCUCUACGACGGUCACGGGAAGGAGCGGUACCGUGUUAAUCGCGAUGGCGCCGUCACUGUGUGUGCGUCGACGGCGGUAGCGAACACGAGAAACGAGGUGACGCUUACCCCGAUGCCGGUGAAGGCUUCUGCGCGGAGCAGCCCCUCCCGGUCGAACCCGCCUCCUGCGUGCACGCUGCUGGCCGCCAGUGCCGUGGAUCGGCUGCUUUUCAUCGGCUACGAUGACGGUCUUCUGCAGAUGGUGGACACAACCGACAUGUUUGUGUUUAUGCGCGUCUGGGUCAAGAAUGAGGUGGGCACGCCUCACGCGAUUCGCGAGGUGCGGUAUGCGAAUGGGGUGUCGCUCGUCCGCCUAGCAGACGACUGCCUUCGCGUGUUUGCUGUCCCGCCGCGCAGCAUUUUGGAUCAGCCGAUGCCGCUGACGGUGCAACACAGACGAUUCAAAGGCCUCCCAAGUCGCACAAACAAAAGUCGUCUUUUCUAUUAG
Molecule: messenger RNA, 3596 nt
Organism: Leptomonas pyrrhocoris
Lineage: Eukaryota; Euglenozoa; Kinetoplastea; Trypanosomatida; Trypanosomatidae
Exons: 1
Coding region: 351-3596 (1081 amino acids)
Cellular component (GO): preribosome, large subunit precursor
Molecular function (GO): protein binding
Source: RefSeq, a predicted model, not a curated record